This is a messenger RNA of Dufourea novaeangliae, 653 nucleotides long. RefSeq lists its product as uncharacterized. Lineage: Eukaryota; Metazoa; Arthropoda; Insecta; Hymenoptera; Halictidae. The coding region runs from base 308 to 619 and encodes 103 amino acids. The transcript has 3 exons. The record is from RefSeq and is a predicted model, not a curated record.
AUGACUGGACGAUAGUAUACUUGCAACAUGCUUGUGUAAUAUGUAUUAACUGCUAGAGGUUCUUGAUUAGACAGUUGUUGCAUCGUUGCAUCCUCGAGUGCCAGUGUCAAAAGUGUAGUGAAUACGGUGAAUACGUGUGGACUACAAGAAAAGAUUGUUUUCCGAACCUGAACCUAAAUUUGUUAUUAAGACAGAUACAAAUUAUUAUAAAUAAUUAUUAUUCUGGUCCUACAAUGAAGAAACGUUAUAUACGUACAUAAUCAAAAGUAAAAAAACAACGAAGUCUAGCAAUCCUUUUAGCUGAACAAUGUCGCAAUCAGAGAAUACGUCACAAUCAGUGAUCGGAAAAUUAGCCAACGUAAUGAACGACGAGGCUUACUAUUAUGUUGGCGUACGAGGCAGCCCUUUCGCGACUGAAUGUUCUGUCUUUGGUUUAAAUUCGGAUGAAAUUUUGGCCCUUAGCAAACGGUUUCCAGACUCUGGUGCAAAAAUGCUCAACUGCGUCGGAGUCACCGGACCAGCAUUUUCUGUCAUUAACGCCUUGGCAGAGUUAGGAUAUCGGGUUAUCUGUAGCACGGGAAAAGAUGAGGUACUCUGGACGAUGCAAAGAGAACUAUAGAACAACGGUCGUUCUAAAGUUUGAAAUCUAUCAG